Molecule: messenger RNA, 30945 nt
Organism: Podarcis lilfordi (Lilford's wall lizard)
Lineage: Eukaryota; Metazoa; Chordata; Lepidosauria; Squamata; Lacertidae
Source: the annotation of a GenBank genome assembly
CUUUCCAGGAGGAGCAAAAGAAAAGGGGGACUCCCCUGGCUGUGACGUGCGUUGCCAUGGUGACGUCCGGACAGCGUCUCGCGGAGGGAGGGGGAGGGAAUGAAGGGAUGAAAACAAACAUGGCGGAGAGGAGCAAGACGGCAGAAACGGGUCAGUUAUUCUUCUAGCAGCAGUCCCGGGCGGCGUGGGGUUGAGGGGCGGGGGGAGAGGGAGGCGAAGGCAGGAAGAGCUGGCUGGAGUCUACGGAAGCGAGCGACGGGUGGUGGAAACAGCCCUCGUUUAGGCGGCAGGGAGGUGCGGCCUUGGCGGAGGGAACCACCGAGGGAACUUGGGGCCCCGCUGAGGCUUUGGCGGCGGACGACCUUGUGGGGGGACAGGAGGAGCUGUGUGAGGAAGCCCAGCCCAGAAGGCAAGGGAAGCGUCGCCCUGCUGGAAUGCAGGGGUCGGAAGGAAGCCUGCUCAUAAAGGGGAUAUCUGAGGGGUCAGACCCCACUUUGGUGAGGCAGAAAAGGAGGCCCCCGCUAGCCUAAGCACAAACACCCAGCUGAGGAGAACGGAGGUUUAGGGCGCAGGGAGGUUGAGGGCACAUUUCACAAGGUAUGAGGUAAUGGUGGUGGGGAGUCGACGAGAGCCGGAAAACAGCCAGAAAAGCAAUUCGGGGAUCGGCUGGGAUUGCAAUCCUGUGCAGACGUACAGGGGAGCUGAGCAAACAUGUUUAGGGUUGCUCCGUCCUUCAGAAAUCGCAGCCCACUCUGGAGGAGUUUGAUUAUGUUGAACCCCAGAGGAAAGCGUUGCUGAAGGACUUGCUCCAUACAGAUGUGCAUCGGAUUGCAGUCGUUUUUAAAAGGGAUCAUGCUGACAGUUCAAAUAUGUAAGAGGAAGGAGGUACUGAGAGAUUAAGGUUUGCCCUCUGAAGGUAACGUACUGAUGUAUAAAUUUAUGAAAAUCCUACUGAUGGGGAUUAAGUUGCUUGCUAUCAAGUAGGGUGUGAAGUUGCAAACUUUUAUAGCGUCAGACUAGGGCAUUUUGAAUGAGAGAAAGACAUCUUGCUCUGUUGGGUGCUGCAUAUAAAUAUGCAAAGAGGUGUGAAAAUUAGUAAAAGCAUGAGAGGGAGGAGAGCUGUUCACACAACUUUGUAAAUCUCAUAUUUAGCAUCAGAUCUAUUUUGCACCAUCUUCACACUUUGGGAGCAGUGCCUAAUCAUACCUAUGCUGCCAUGAAUAAAAUACAUUUUGACCCUCCUGAAUUCUAGUUUUUCUCGAAGCCCCACGUAUUUCACUAAUUUAGUACAGUUUACAUUUCUAGAUGUAUAUUAGAAUGUCAAACUGGCAGACACCACAAUCCUUGACAUGUCUAUUUAGAAAUACCGGUAAGUCCUGCUUUGUUCAAAGGUUAAUGUCUGCAGGACUGCACCCUAAAGAGCUUUGUUCAGAUCUUACAUCACUGUACAUAAAAUGGAUUUUCAUUUUUUGUAAAAAAAAAAAUCUGAAGCAAGGGAGGUGAGUUGGGCCCUUAAAAAUGAUAUCGACAUGUGCAGUAAAUGUAGAGAGAGUCCCAUAUUUCAAGGGGAUCUAAUCUAUUUUACCAAGAUAACACUUCUUUUGUGGGGCUAUUGCAUUUUCCUUGCAAAAAAUAUUGUGUUUUGUGUGCUGGAAUUAUAGAGGUUUUCCCCCAAUACCAUGUAAAUUGUGAAAGCUGUAUAUAGAAUGCAGUUGUAUGAGUGUCACUGGGACCUCUUUGACUGUGUCUAGGCCAUUAUUGUAGUGCAGUUUCCCCAUUCAUUGCUAUUAUGUGCUUUUAAAUAAUUUCCUUCUCAUUCUACUGAGGUAAACAUUGCCCUACAGUGCCAAUUAAGCAUAGCAGUGUUAACAUGACACUUUGGCACUUUUUGUAGUUGCUAUAUAUCAGGGCUAUUCUCCUUCACAUUUGGAGGAAUGUCUUAGAAUUUCAUUAACUUGAAGUGGGGGUAGAACUUUAGUUAUCUGCAGUUUCUUUGGAUUUUUUUAAAAAAAAUAAAGCGGAGAACACAGUCUACCUGCAGUGAGGUCAUACUCCACCUCAGUUAUACAGGGAUGAGUUUCAUGAUGCUGUCUUUUAAAAGAGACUUGUGGGAGUAUACUGCUUGAAGCCUGCUUUUGGUAGCAGCUCACUUUCUUUUAUCAUAUGGAAGAAGAUUGACAUUUUGCUUGUGGAAUCAAGACUUUCAUUUAUUUAUCUGAAGCAUUUUUAACCUGCUCUUCAGCCAAAAAAGGUUCCCAGAGAGACUUACAAAGAUCAGUAAUAAGACAGUCCCUGCACUCAGGCUUAUCAUCUUAAUUACAUGACACAAAAGGAAAUGUGUCUGGAAGGGAGGAGGAAAAAAGCAAAGUCAAGCAGAAGGUUUUGUAAGGACCACUUGAAAUGGAGAUAAUGUGAGGAGCGGGAAACAUAGUUUCUGGUACCUCAGAGCAGAGCUAAUGGAGUGAACCUUUUCAUUUCUUUUGCAUCAUGGUGAAAUGUCUGCUGCUAGAUGACAAUUGAUAGAAAUAGGAGCUGGCUUGUCAGCAGAGAAGAUGGUGGUGUGCUUUCUCUCCUCUCCAUCUCUGCUGCAGCCUUUAUAGCAAGAAUAGUGAAUCUAUGACUCUAGAUGUGGUUGCACAUCAACUCUCAUCAGCACCAGCCAGCAUAGCUAAUGGUCAAGGGUGGUGGGAGUUGUAAUCCAACAACAUUGGGGAGCCAUAGGUUCUCCAUCAUUUCAGGAAGAUCUAAAGAAGAUCUUCUUGGUUUGAUACCUUGCUGGGGAAGUUACCUUCUUUGUGUAUUACUACUCUCAGUGUCUGCUAGCUGUACUCUCCUGGACACCAUGUCUCCUUAUGUGAAAUUGUACUUUGUUACCUUCCUUAGAUUUUGUGUCCAUGUGUUUUAUAGUAUCCAUGCAUCACACAGAAACACAGUACUAGCUGGUAUCUGUAUUGGAAAUUGAUUUUAAGUAUAUGUUGUUUUUAUUUUAAACUAGAUAGAUAGAUAAAUAGACAGACAGACACACAAUUGUUUUUAACUAUUUAUAUAUAUGUAUCUGUUUUAAAUAUUUAAAUAUUUAUUAUAGUGUAAAUUUCUUUGAAAUACCACAUAGGAAGCAUAUAAGGAAAUAAAUAACAAUAAAAUGAUAGCCAGAACUAGGAUUUUGGAAACUACUAGUGUAAACAGCACAGUGUGCAGGGAUUAUAGACUGGUCAGAAGAAGGGACAAAGUCUGGAUUGUUGCCUAUAGGGACUGACAUUCUUAUUUAUCCCUCUCUCACUCAAAACAAAAAAGGCCUCUUGUGAGGCCAGUAACAGUCUGGGGAUCUAAUUUUCACCAAGUAAGUAACUUUUUAAACCAGCUGAUUUUUGUAGUUGCAAUAGGGGUAGUAACAACCAUAAGAAAUGUGGAUUUCAAAGUAACUGACAUCUGUCCUCUUGUCUGGCUAUCAUUUGGGAUACUUUCCAAACCUGUUGGAACUUUUCAAGCCACACAUUUACCCUCCCUUAUCUUAAUGUUUCAUUGUUCCUUUGAAGUGGUAAACUCUGCUGGCUAGAUUGUUUUGUUGUAUAAAAACAACAGCAAAGAGUCUUGUGGCACAUUAAGGACUAACAAAUUUAUUAAGGCAUAAACUUUUAUGGGCUGAAGUACACUUCAUCAGCUGCAUCAAAUGUUAUCUUUAGUUGGUAGGUUCUGUCCACAUGGGUGUAGAAAAAAGUAACAAAACUUGUACCACCAUCUUCAAAUGACAUAAUAUAAAUUAUUGAAUUUAGCUAUUCAACAGUGGGAUCCUAAACUGGAGGGAAAGGAUUUUAUACUACCUGAAGAUUCUAUUUUAUUCUCAGAGGAACAUUUUCUCCAAUUUCUAGAUAAAGCUACUGAAUUCAGUUUUCUUUUGUGUAUGUGUUGUUGCACGCCAGCCACCCCAAUUGCUGAGUGGUGCAAGAUUCCAGGGGUUCUCGGCCCUUACCCUAGGUUUGUGUUUCCUUUUGGAAAUGAGGCACAGCAGAGACCAUGGGUCUUUAUGAUACAUGGUUUAUUACACCCUAAGCCUGUGAUGGAGGUGUUCACAGCAUUAACACCCCAAAUGGGUCUUAUUUCUUCCUUAGUCACAGCGUGGCUCGCUCUCUGUGCUUGCUGCUUUGCUUCUGGCCCACAUCACUGCAAACGCAGCUCUAAACUCUGCCUUUUGUCCUUCUCACUAACUUCAGGCUGGGGGAGCAGCCCCACGGAGCUCCAUUUCUUUGUUUCCCUUGUUGGCCCAUCCCCCAGGCAGUCACCUCAUGAGGAAGCUAACCUGGUUUGUAUUUUAACACUUGCUGGAUCCAGGGGUUCAGGAAGCUAGCCUAACCUGAUUAGCUUUUAACACUUGCUGGGUCCAAGGAUUAGAGGGGCCUGGCACAUAGGCAUAGGAUUUUUGUUAGGAUUUUUUUUUAAAAAAAAAAUCACGGGUAAAGAUACCACCAAAUCGGUGACAUUAAGAGGGGCACGUUUGGGUUGGGAGGCUGGCUUCUGCUGGGGUGUGUGUGUAGAACCUCAGUUAACUGAGUACUUUCAAUGCUUUUCAAUAAUUUUUGUGGCUCGGGGGAGGGGGAAGCUGCCCCGCUGCCCUCCCUUGGUUAUGCCCAUCAUCUGGCACCCACAAACCCACAUCAACCCCUUUGUAUAUUUACCUGCCAACUGAGAACAGCAUUACAUGCAUCUGAUAAAGUGGGCUCUGAUCCACAAAAGUAUAUCCCGUAAUAUGUAGUCUUUAAUGUGAACUAACAAAAUUGUUGUUGUGGCUACACUAAUGCAGUUAGCCUUCUGGAAGUAAUGUUAUAAAGGAAUCUAAACUGGAUAAUGCUUUGUACCUACUGUUAACAUAUUAAGGUUGAGAUCAUAUUCAUUGUACAUGAGAGUAAGUUAAAUUGACCUCUGGGAUUUACUUCUGCUUGUAUUGUUAUCAUUUGCUGAUCCUAAACAACAUCUUAAAUUAGCUUAGGGCAAAUACUAAAUUCCUCCUUCCCUUGAAUCCCUUCUCUUGAAGAUAUGACUAUGGAAAAGGGAAAUGAACCUUCUUGCUGCUGGAAAGCAGACCUUUACAGAUUACUCAAAGGGAAUACAGUGGUACCUCGGGAACUUAAUUCGUUCUGGAGGUCCGUUCUUAACCUGAAACUGUUCUUAACCUGAGGUACCACUUUAGCUAAUGGGGCCUCCCACUGCUGCCGCACCACCACCGCGCAAUUUCUGUUCUCAUCCUGAAGCAAAGUUCUUAACCCAAGGUACUAUUUCUGGGUUAGCGGAGUCUGUAACCUGAAGCAUCUGUAACCUGAAGCGUCUGUAACCCGAGGUACCACUGUAUGGUCCUUUACAGAAAAAAGAUCUCCCACCCUUGAGUUAGAUGUGGGAUGAUUCAUAAGUCCUGCCCAGAGAAAAUAACCUCUUCAACCAUCUUUCCAUUGGUGCUAGGUCUUUACCUCUGAGGCACAAUCUGGAGGGAUAGUGUUGGGUCAGACCCUGUAAAAAAUAUGAAGGGUUAACUUACUCAGAGGAACAGUUAUGUACAACAACUGGCCCUUGAAACAGUUUCAUUCAUAUUGCUAAAGAACACAGUGUUUCAAGCUCUGUUCCUGAAUACCAUGCAGACUUAAGCACUUCUCAGUGUUUUCAGUAAAGUACAUUUUAGGAUAAUUUGCCCUGUCUUUUUGCUAUUUUAAACCACUUUUCUUUUCCAAAGAUUAAGGAAAAGACUGGCGAUUGCAGACUUUGGCAAGAGUAAUAGUUUAGCAAUAGCAGUUCUUUCUGAUUUAGUCCUAUUAAAGUCUACUUUGCUGUACACUCUCUGCAGAAGGAAAUGUUACAUUCUUUGUCAGAUUAGACUACUGUAGUUUGGAUCUUUCUUUUACAGAAAAGUGUAGUGAUGUUAUAAUAAGUAUGAGCUAGAUAAAAUAAAACACAAAUGACCAAUUUCUCAAGUGAUUUCAUUAAAGAGGUGCUAGGUUUGUUGCAAAGAAACCAUGCAUUAUAUUUACCUAACUAACUUGGUUAAACAAAAACUAACAGAUAUCAAAGUCUUUCCAAAUUCUAAUUUGAAGAGGAUAUAAAAGUAAUCAGUCUCAGAAGUAUUGAAAGUAAUUGUGCUACACUCUUGCUUUUACUGAUGUUGAAAAAUAAUUUUUGGUAGAGCAAUUGAUGUUGGCAUCUGUGCAUCAGGUUUGGUAUUUUGAGAGCAAGCAAGUAGGAAAAUCACCACAGUUUUCUUAAAGGAAAUACUGUGCUUUCCAUAGAUAUGAACUCCCAGAUAAUUUGCCUGGGUUUAGGGAUGCUUUCAGAAUUGUCUUCAUUUGGAGUUAGUUGUGCUAGCAAAGUGGAGCUAAUGCAUUAGAAAUCCUGCUCUGUUUUGUUUGUUUCUAUUUUAUUUUUUAUUUUUUUACAAACAACUGCUAUGCAUGCACUGUUUGCUGCAGCUUUCAGUUCCUUCAUGUUUUAUUACUGCUGUGCACACAUGAAUUGAUAAAAUAUUGUGUGAUUGUGUAUAUGAUUAAACCAAGAUUCUAUUUGUAUAGUGUUUUACCUAUGCACAUGUGCACAAGGAGCAUUUGUGAAACAUUAGAGGAAUGAAUUAGGUAAUCCACUAAUUUCUAACCAAAAGCGUAUGUGUUCAUUUUAAAUUAAAAGUUGAUUUCCCCACAUAAUUGAAUAUAAAUGUAACUAUAUAUUUACACGACAAAAGCAGUGUGUCAAAUUAACCCAAUAUAUGUUUUUCUGAAAUCAACAUUCCCAGUUAGGACUCUGAAUCAUUUGAGAAUGUGAGUUCUUGAUUACAAAGGGAGAAGAAAAUAGUUAAUGUAAGUAAGUAGAGGGCUGCAUGCUGCAGCCAUAUGUUGGCUGACCAGCAGAUGGAAAAAGAGGUCUCCCAUGGCUGUACUUAUUUGACCAUGAUUGGAAUUUUAGCAAUUUUAUGCAGUGAUAUGGAUGAACCCUAUGUGUAUUAUUCCAUGAUCAGUUCAUUUGGUUAGAACAAAAUUCAUAGGAUUCCAGCAUAGGGGUGCACAAAUGCUUGGAUCCAUUCCCUAUUACAGAACACUAGCCACCAUUAACAGUCCACUGAAGUUACUGUGCAUGGCAGCUGUGAAUUUUAAAGCCCAUUGUAGGAGCUCUGUUUUAAUGUUUGUGUACCACCUUAUCUAGUGCACAAUUCACUGGUUGAAUUUGCUGGCCAUCUGAUCUGGGAGAUGGUGAUCAGGUUACCACAGUGUCUUGCUGUGGAAAAUGUUUAUAAUAUAUGAUGAGACUGUCUCUUUAGGGAAAGCUCUGAACUUCAUGCUCUGCAGUGCAACUGUGGGUCUAUUCUAAAUAAUAAUUAGCCUCACACAUGUUGAUGGGGUCCUAUGCAAAAGACAUUAUCUAAUAAGGCCUUGUUUCUAGACCACCUGUUAUUGGGGGGUGUUGAGGCAAGGUAAUUGCCAUUGCCAGAUCAUUAGCUCCUGAAAUCUCAUUGCUACUGGGAAAUGCUGUUUAUCAGAUACUAUUAUAGAAUAUACUUGGAAAACAUCAUAGCAUAUGAGUGAAUAUUAUGUUUCAUCACCUGUACAAACUAUUAAAACUGCAAAGGAAGAUAAUCUCUGUGUUCUAUUUUGGUAUCAAGUUUACAAUAAUACCUAAUUAACUUAUUUUUAUUCCAACAGGUAGUGACAUAGGAAUAGAUGAAAUUAUCACAGGAAACUUAAACAAAUUCACUGCUGUUCCACCAGGGUAUUUUGGACAACCGAAAAAGGGACAUCUCAUAUUUGAUGCCUGCUUUGAGAGCGGUAAGUAUAAUGUUGUUUAUAAAACAAUAAGAUGUUGCAGACAUCUAUGAACUUGCCAGCUUAGAACACAAAACGUUUAUAAACAGUGAUAACCAAGAAUUGCAUACUUGGUGAAUUGAUUUCAAUUAGUCUAUUGUUUUGGAUGUUGCCAAUGUAUACAUCAUGUGUUGAAUGUUGCUUCAACAUGCAUAGACAGACUUGUACUACUGUGGACAUAAUCUAGAGAUAUGGAACACUGAUUAAUUAUUCUGGCCACUGUCAUCAUCAUUUCAUUUCUGUUAUACUUUUCUCUAUAUGUUACUCUUAGACCAUGACAAAACUUCAAGAGAAUAAAUACAUCAGCAAUGCAUUGCUAUCCUUCAUACCUCCAUGUAUAUACAAUUUAAAACAGUUUCAUAAUCAGAAAUAAUACAAUAACCUCAAAAUAAUUCUUUCAUAAUUCAUUACUAACAGGAAGAAAGUGAGAUGCCAUGUCACCCAGCAGGUUGUAGCAGCAGAGUAAAUCUUUUUAAAGACCCACAGAAAAGGAUGGGUCAAUCCUUAGUCCUAGAUGUUUGCAAGAACAAGAUAAAAUUGGUUUUGUCUAGAAUGGUUUUAUCCAGUCUUUUCUAUAUAAAUAUUCACAGGACAAGGAACAUUGUUCAUGCUUUGUAAACAGAAAGUCCUAGGUUCAGUCCUUUAUAUUGUUGGUUUAAAAAAUCAGAGGUGAACUCUCUUUCCAGUUGCAGUAUUCAUUAGUGGUCUAGAAUGACAAGUAUAGUAUAGGACAGAUUUCUAUGUCCACAGGGAGUAGUGUAGUUGACUGUUCUUCAGCUCUCUAGGUGUUAUUUUGCAAGGUGUUUUCCAUUUUGACUUCAGUUGACAUCUUUGUGAGAUAUAUGACUAAAAUGUUUUGCAACUCUGAACACUUAUUAGUGUUUUACUUGUGAGGUAGAGGUUUCAUGAAAUUAUUUUUCUGACAUUUAGUUUAUUUCUUCCAGAAAACUCUUGCAGCUUCUAAAGUGGAAUGUUGUCUCUUUGCCCUAUUUGAACAUAAUGGAUUGGGGGUCAUAAAUAAGUAUUGGUUAGGUCAUAAGUUUUAGUUUUGAUACUUCUGCUCAGAACAGAGUGCUUUCAAAAUACUCCGUAAUGAUGUUGAAAAUAGUUGGCCUUUGUAAAGGUUCAUUUUUUUCCAGCUUGUUAACUUUAAAAUGGUAAGUAACCUUCAAUCAUCUUCUAACUUGUAUUUAUCCAUUUUAUCUAUAUAAUAGUAAAGUGAUAAACAAUGUUGCACGUUUAAACUAGUUAAUAUAGCUAGGUGCUGUUAUAAUCUCUAGAAUAUGACCUAUCUUUUGUUGGGCAGUACCCAUGACAAAGUUAGCUAGCUAUAUUUUUGUUUUGAAAGCAAUUAUAAUAGAAGCAAAGAAUCUGAGGGACCAACAACAGCAACUAAAUGUUCAAAGUGCACCCUUUCCUCACCCAUUGUGGGCAACAAAAAUGUUAUCCACUCCCCUUUUUGUACUUGCUCUAGAUAUCAUUUGGUUCCUAUCCUUUUUGAGAAGUAGCAUUCUGUUACAUGUGUUUGCAUGCAAUUUUUAGUCAGUAUUAGAACUGUGGAUUCUAGAAUUGUGGGGUGUCUCUUGUUCAUAGCCUUGAACUCAAUAGGUGUCUCUAGACAAUCUCAAGCACAGCCUACCCACCCAGCAUAUGCAGAAUUCUUGCAGCUGUUUGACGAGCAUUUAUAUAAAUUACCCUGAGCACUCAGAAAUACUGUAUAAACAUCAAAUGUUGUUUGAAAUUUUAAUGCAGGCACUACCCUCCAUAUCUUAGUGGGCAACACUUGAAAAAUAGUUUUGGACAAAAUUGGUUAUUUAGGUUUGAAUAACUGCAUAGACUUUUCUAUGCAUAUAUUCACACAUACACACAUGAAAAACAAGCUUAUUGUGGGUAGCAUCACAUCAUUUUGACUGAGUGUGUCCUAACAAUAAUCAUUUUUAGCUUAAAAUGUUACAUCAAUGCCGUUAAUAGAUAUCCUUAUAGUAGUAUGUUGAAGAUAUUGUUAUGAUGGUUCACAAAUAUUGCAACCGCUACUCAAGGAAAUUGUUUUAUAACUAUUUUUUUGUAGCAACUCAUCCUGUUUCCAGAUGCCUGAUGUUUUAUUAUUUCAGUGUAAGAUAGAACUUACACUGUUAUUAUAUAAUCUCACUUUGUGUGUAUCACAGAAUCAUAGAAUUGUAGAGUUGGAAGCAAUCCUGAGGGCCAUCUAGUCCAACCUCCUGCAAUGCAGGAAUCUUAACUAAAGUAUCCAUGGCAGAUGGACAUCCGACCAUCUGCUUAAAAACCUUCAAUGAAGGAGAUUCUACCAUCUUCUGUGGGUGUCCAUUCCACAGUCAAACAGCAGGAUAGGAUGUGGAGGAUAUAGAUCUAAACUAGGUAUUUGUCAUAGCCUGUUUCAAUAAAAUUUGAGACCAAUGAAAUUUAAAGGAGAUUCCAACUAAACAUUAGGAAAAACUUUCUGACAGUAAGAGCUGUUCAAGAGUGGAAUGGGCUACCUCAGAAGGUGACCUAAGCUGGAAGCCACAGAUACAGUAUUUACUAAACAAAGGGAAAACAAUACUUUAUACUCUACUCCAAUUUUUUGCGGCCGACGGAGCCUCCCACAUCCCUUCUGCAUUGAAGGUGUACCAUGCAAAAGUGGUUUCCACCCUCUGUUAUGCUGCCCAGCUCUGGGCCCCAGGGUCCAAGUUACCAUCGUUGGGGACAUUGCAGAAUCAGUUUCUCCAUCGCCUCCUGAAACUCCCCAUGUGUGUGAGCAACGCAGCCAUACGUCUGGAGUUAAGGAUUGCAUCAUUGGAGACGGUCAUCUGGAGGCGCGUCUUUGGUUCUUGGCUGUCCAGCUGGCACAGGCUUCCCAACCAUUACCUUUUUCAGUGCCUCUGGCGGGACGACUUUGUCAAUCCAUGGGUAGGAAAAAUCCAUGUCAAACUUCUGAGCAUCGGAAUUUCCCCAGCGGACUCCUUAAAGAUGAACUUACGCUCAGCCAAAAGACUUAUUGAGCAGAGAUUAGCAGACAUUGAAAAUCAACACAACCUCGCCGGGGGUGAGGGUGUCUGCUCCCCAGGUAUCACGGAAUAACCUCACCACUUGGCCUUCCAUCAUACAUGUCAUCUCUUUCAUCUGUACCGCACCGACAUGCAUUUAUUCGUGCAAGGUUCAAUGUCUUUCCAUCGAACCUGCUGAGCCACAGAUUUUCCAAGGGUUUGGUGUCUCCGCUAUGCGUGUGUGACGGGAAAACUGUUGAUUCUCUCUCACAUAUAAUGUUCAACUGUCCCCUACAUAGCAUAGCCAGGACUAAAUUCCUGGGCCCUGCUUUACUACGCUUGGUUGGCAGGCCUGCUGAGUCACAUGCCGCACUACUUUUGCAGGAUACAGAUCCUUCUGUAACUCUGCAGGUGGCGAGAUUCCUGAAUGCAGUUAUCUCACACACAAAACCACCAAAAACAACAACAUCAAAAACUAAUCGGACAGUUUGAAGAGAGUGCAUGUCGGAUCCCGUCUUCAGUUCUCCUUUUCUGGGAUCCGUCCCUUGGAGCUCUCCGGGCCCCACCCCUGCAUCAUGGUGUUCACCUUCUGGUGCCGAAUAUAUUAGUCUUUAUGCCUCUGUGCUUUUAUGUUUGUACAUACUUUAUGGGCUAAUAGCCGUAAAUAAAUAAAUAAAUAAAUAAAAUUUCCUCAGAAGGUGGUGGACACUCCUGUGUUGGAGGUUUCAAAACAGAGUUUGGAUGGUCAUUUGCCAGAGAUCUUUAUCUUUGAUUCCUGCAUUUCAGGGGGUUGGAUUAUAUGACCUUUGGGGUUCCUAAGUAAUUCUCUAAGUGAAAACUGUGGCUCAUGUAAGCACCAUGAAGAAACACACGUUUUGCAUCACGAAAUCCAUAACACACUUCACUUGAAAAUACAUACAAUCACAGAAAUAAAUGUGCAUGUGCAGUUAUUGUUAUUUUAUUUGGAUAAUUUAUAUUCUACUUAUAGUUAAACUCUUAAGUGGUUUGCAUGUAUAUUGAUGGUGAAUAUUCCAAUAAAUAUAGCAGUGUUUAUUUUGAAUUGUUCAUGUUCAUUUGGACUGUGUAAUAUAUUUGUGCCUAUGUAUAGCAUAAUAGAUACAGUGGAAGCUAAUUAAAAAACUGGAAAUGGGGAAGGAAAUGUAAAGAUUGGUUGUGACUCAGUCUUCAUUUAAUUUUAGUAACUACCUGAAAGAUGAUAAUAUGCUAUUAAAAUCACUGCUCAUAAGUAUUUUAUGAGACAUAUUCUGGCAACACUUGUGUAGGAAUAAAAAGGGGGAAGAAUAAUGCUUUUAUUUUAAAAUUCCUAGAUAAUGAAAACAUUUGUUCAGGAAAUGAUUUUUGAAAAAAUUGAAUACUUUAUAACCUUUUUGAUAUGUUAAACCAUUUUCUGUUCUCUUGAAAUUGCUAUUUGUAUCACCACAAUCAGACCAGAGCACUGAAUUUAUUUACUCAUUUAUAUUUUUUUAUAAUAAAAGCAUUGGACCUUUCCCUCCCCCUAACCGUCCCCAUAGGGACAUUUGAAGGGCUAUCUUUCCAUGAGAGCAGGGGCAGGGGAGAAGAAGCAAUGUGACAGCUUUUUCUUAACAUGCAAGAAUUAUGCAUGCUAUGGUUAUGUUCUGCUUGGACUACUGCAAUGCACUCUGUGGGGCUUUCUUUGAGGGUGACUCAGAAACUACAACUAAUACAGAAUGAGACUGCCAGACUGGUGACUGGGAGUGGCCUCCAGGACCAUAAAACACGGGUCCUAAAAGAUCUUCAUUGGCUCCCAAUACGUUUCAGAGCACAGUUCAGUGUUCAUGCUGACCUUUAAAGCCCUAACAGGUAAUACCCGUCCCACAUAAUUGAUCGCAUGAUGUGGCACAUGCGCAUCAUUCAAAUGGCAGUGCCCAUGAACUGGGGGGUGGGGGUGGCCCCCUCAAAUAUAUUAUUGUGAGGGCUGAAGGGACCUUGUCCCCUAGGAGUUGGCUGCUGUGCCUGAAGUAGAGCUUCACUCCCAUUGUCAAGUCUGCACAUAGAGAUCUAGCUCUAAGGACCUUCUGGUGGUUCCCUCACUGUGGGAAUUGGAGUUACAGGGAACCAGGCAGAGGGCCUUCUUGGUAGUGGCGCCAACCCUGUGGAACGCUGUCCCAUCAGUUGUCAAACAGAUUAAAAAAAACUUCACAACUUUCUGAAGACAUCUGAAGGCAGCCUUUUAUCAGGAAAUUUUAAAUGUUUGAUGUUUCACUGUGUUUUUAUAUUAUGUUGGAAACUGUUCAGAGUGUUGGGGCAACCCAGACAGAUGGGUGGGGAAUAAGCAAUAAAAUAAUAAUAAUAAUAAUAAUAAUAAUAAUUCAAUUGUGGGUGAUUCUUUUUUUAAAAUGAUGCUGGUUGUUGUAAUAAUUUUAUGUAAACCAUUUUGUGAUGUCUACCUGAAAAGUGCAAUAGGAAUUCUUCAAGUAAUGAAUAAUAGAAAAGCAUACAAAACCAUUAAAAGGCUGUACAUAACAAUCAUUAAAAUGUCUAGCUACUAAGUAAAUUUUAAAAAGCCACUUAGACCUAUCAACAUAAAAAGUUUUUAAGAGAUGUUCAAAAGUCAAAAGUGAGUAAUUGGGACCCAUUGCAUGACUUAGCUGUCUGCAGUCUACAGAUACAUUUUGGGCAGGUUUCAUGAAAUAAACAAUGGUCCAUAUUUUCUAUUUCUUUAAAUUAUAUUGGUUAGAGAACCUAUUUAGGAAGAUUUGUUGCUGCAAAAUCAGCAAUUUUACUCUAUUUCAAGAUGAACAUGCUCUGUAAUGAGACUCAGAGGGAAAUAAUUUAUUAACAUCUUUCCUGAUAAGCUCAAAAUUCAUUUGAAUACAAAAUGUUACCUUUGAAGCAUAAUAUUCCACUGGUUAAGCACAUAAAAUUCCUCUGAUUAGGCACAUAACUCUUCACGUUUGCCUUUAUUGAUUCUGUUCAGUGGUCUAAUUGCAUUCUAGGUUUAGCCUUUACCAUGCUAAUUUUGAUUUAGGGUUUGUAUUUCUUAAAAACAAACUGGGUGCACACCAUCUAUUAUAGCUGCAUGGUCUUGCUAAAGCUAGUGGGAACUUUGGGAUCAACUAUAAUGACACAAAGUGGAGGUAAAUUACUACAAUAUAUAAAGGUUUUUUUUUAUAUGGUAGCAUUUUGCAACAGAUUAAUAGUCUGAAUUGCACCUAGGAAGAAUUAUUUGUUUUCUGUGGUGUCUGGUGUAAUUGGACUUUUGACAUCACAAACACUGUGUAUUUUAAAGAAUUGUUUUUAGUGUGAAUGUAUUUACUUGGUAGUCAAUCCACCAUUCCUGCUCCCUGGAAGUACAGUUGGAAGCUUGUUCAUGUUGAAGGUAUUUUGUGUCCAAAUUAAACAUUAUUAUCACGCUUGUUCAUAGACCAAAAGGUAAUUUGUGUCAUGUCCAUUUCAUUGUUGUGGUUUCAUCUGCUAUUGCACCAUCAAGAACAUUCUUUUUCUCUUCUUCAGUGCAAGUGUCAUUCCAUACUCUCCAACAUUUCUCCGAUGAAAAUAGGGACAUCCUAUUGACCUGGAAGCUGUACGCCGGCUCCCUCGGCCAGUAAAGCGAGAUGAGCACCGCAACCCCAGAGUUGGCCACGACUGGACCUAAUGGUCAGGGGUCCCUUUACCUUUAUUCAAUAAUGAUGAUGGUGAUGACAAUAUUUAUACCCUGCCCUUCUGACGGGGUUGCCCUAGCCACUCUGGGUGGCUUUCAACGCAUAUAAAAACAUAAUAAAACAUUAAACAUACCUCAGGUAUCUUCUAAAAGUUGUAUAGUUCCUUAUCUCCAUAACCUCCAACAUUUCUCUGAUGAAAAAGGGAUGUCCUAACAUACCCACCAAUAUUUCUCCACUGAAAAUAGGGACAUCCUAAAGAAAAGCAUGACAUUCUGGGAUCAAAUCAGAAAUCAGGAUACCUUCCAGAAAUCUGGGAUUCCAGAAAAUGGGAGGAUCUGCCAUUCAUGGGACUCAAGCAAAGCCAUUCUUCGCAUUAGUAACUGAGUCUUGUUAUUUUUUUAUCAGCAGCUGCUAAGCCUCUUUGCUGUUUCUCUGUAAUUUCUCAGCAAAUAUGUUUGAAGUGUACAAUCCAUUUCCCAUUUCCCAUCACAGGUACUUAUUCUUACAGCUUUUUAGUAUAAAGGUGUUUCAGUGCUCAGAUUCACAAUAUGAGUCUGGGAUUUUCUUGCAACUUGACAAUUAAAAAUACUGCAGGAAGUGACCACACAUCGAUUCCUGUAUGAUUCAAUGCACAAAAGGGGUCUUGGGAGUGGGGGCGAUGUGUGUUUGUGUGUGUGGCUUUGUGUUUGCAAGUAUACAGGAAGUGCGGUAAUUUUCUGCACCAUUUAAAAAUGCAUUUUUACUUAAUGUUGUGGAGGUACCAUACUUUGAAGCUGUAUGGUAUUUACUUUGUUAAAGCAAGAUAGCAGUACGGUACUUAGUUCACCGUAUAAGUACUACGUGUAGUCAAACUAGCUUUCUUGAUAGCUCUGCAGAAUAAACCACAAAUCUAGGUUUUUUCCUGAGGUCUGGUUCAAUGGGACAGAUGAGGGUGCACUUCAGCAAAUUGUGAACUGGACUGAAAUCCGCUAACAUUUCUACAUGUGAGUGUUUAAAUCAUUAAUAUGUAUUUAUGGAUGACACAACUAAACAAACAUAUAGACACUUUGCAGUUAAUAAUAAUAAUAAUAAUAAUAGUAAUAAUUUAUACCCUGCCCAUCUGGCUCCAAGUGUCCCUAUACAGUGGUACCUCGCAAGACGAAUGCCUCGCAAGACGGAAAACUCGCGAAACGAAAGGGUUUUUGGUUUUUUGAGUUGCUUCGCAAGACGAUUUUCCCUAUGGGCUUGCUUCGCAAGACGGAAACGUCUUGCAAGUUUGUUUCCUUUUUCUUAAAACCGUUAAUACAGUUGCGACUUGACUUCGAGGAGCAACUCAUAGCACACAGUGUGGUAGCCUUUUUUGAGGUUUUUGAAGACUUUGGUGAUUUUUGAAGCUUUUCCAAAACUUUUCCGACACCGUGCUUCGCAAGACGAAAAAACCGCAAGACGAAAAAACUCGCAGAACGAAUUAAUUUCGUCUUGCGAGGCACCACUGUAUACCUGGGACAUCCUUGAUUUAGAGAAGCCAUUCUGGUUUCUGAUUUGAUCCCAAAAAGUCCCGCUUUUCCUUAGGACGUACCUAUUUUCACCAGAGAAAUAUUGGAGGGUAUGGAGUUAUUCAACUCCCAAGCUGUCUGAAAGCAAUAUUGUAUAGGGAAAUUUUAAAAAAAAUGUUUUAUGUUUUAUUAUGUUAUUAUAUAUGUUGGAAGUUGCCCAGAGUGGCUGGGGCAACCCAGUAAGAUGUGUGGGGAAUAAAUAAAAAUUAUCAUUAUGGAAUGGGCUGUCCCUAUUUUCAUCAGAUAAAUGUUGGAGGGUAUGAUAAGUAGGCCCCAGAAGCUGCUGCACAGUGAUAGAAUUCUCUGUCUUUUAAAAUUCUACAAAGUUCUACCUUUGGCAAGUUUUGAAAGUGUUUUAAAUUCAAAGUUGGUAUUUAGGAUUUCUGUUUAGCAAGAUUUUGAAGCUAACAUUGUAGCUGUUAAAAGACUGUUUAAUUAUCAUUUUAAAUUGGAUUUUAUAUUUGUUUUAUUAUAUUAUUAGGCAUCACAAGACUUUGGGGCAGGCUUUGCAGUAAAUAUGAACAGAUUAUUUUACCACUGUUGUUGUUGUUAUUGUUAUUGUGCCCCACCUUUUCCCUUGACAGGCUGCUUCCUUGAAGUUUUUUUGAAAUGUGUAAUAAUUUCCUGAAGAUAGAAAUCAAGUUAAAUGUAAACCCCUGUCUCCAUGCUGUUGUUGUUAAAAUAUAGGCACUCUGUUUUUCUCUUUGCUAUCCUUACAUAAUCUUGCCAGUCUUUCAGUAUUUUCAGAUAUAAUUCCUGUGUGCUCAGAAUUGUUUGCAUUUUUUCUUUGAGCAAAUGUGGGUGCUUUAAUCUUAUCCUACCAUGCUAUCCCCUCUUUUCCUGUCAUACGUUUGGGAUCAGCUGAUGAUAACAAUGUUUUUCCUUCAAAUACUAAUGUAUGGGAUAUAUUGUGUUUCAUUUUCUUUGUAAGAGCUUGUGUUCUCUGUUGAUUAUGUUACUAGCUGCUACGCCAGUUCCCUACAUGAGGUUGGUCAGCUCAGGUAACCUCAUAACAUAAAUCUACAGUUCUCAGAAUGAUAUAAACCUCAUAUGAUAUAAAUCCAUGGUCAAGACAGCCAAAACUGCUGCUGACAUCAGCAAGGAACUCCAUCAAGGACUUCAAGACUCCUCUACCAGUUGCUAUCAAGUCAGCUGUCUGUGCAAAGAAAUAUAUGGCAGCUCCCAACAUUGCUACCUGCUCUUUUCCUAAUUCUGAAAUCACCCAAACUCAAGCACUUUAUGCAUAGUUUUCUUAAAGUUAAAUAAUUAAAUGGGGGUGGGAUGGGGGCUUGCCAUGUAGCAAUAUGCCCUCAUAGCUCUGUAUCCUGGCCCAACUGCACUGGUAGUAAUUACUGGUAGUAACUACUGGUAGUUUCCGGGCCCAAUUCAAAGUGCUCAUGUUGACCUAUAAAGUCUUACAUGGCUCAGGACUUCAAUACAUUAAGGACCACCUCUCUCCAUACAAAACGACCUGGACCCUGCACACAAGUUUGAGGCCCUUCUCAAUGUUCCUCCUCCCCAAGAGGUUUGGAGGGUGGCAACACAAUAAGGGGCCUUUUUGGUGGAGGCUCCCCAUCUAUGGAAUGCUUGCUGGUGCCAUCAUUACAUGUUUUUAGAAGACAGACAAAAAUGUUCCUGUUUACCCAGGCCUUUGACCAUUAAAUAAUCUAUGGCCUGGUAAAGCUGGGGAGUGGGGGCAGAGACUGUUAUGCCAUUUAUUUUUAUGAUUUUUAAUGUGUUUUUAUUAUUGUGUUCCAUAAAAUGUGUUGCACACCACCCUGAGAUCACUUAAUAAAGGGGCAGUAUAUAAAUAAAAUUAAGGACCUUUCAAGGAUAAAUCAGCUGAUAUCAAAUCUCUUAUAAAACCAAGACAUGAAUAUUAAAGAAAUGCAAGGCUCCAAAACUAAGCUUGAAUUUUGAAUUGUAGCUGUCAGGCACUAAAGAAUCUGCAGAAGACAGAUUCAGGAUUCAAUAUGACCUUAACAGAUUGGAGAACUGGGCCCAAACUAACAAAAUGAAUUUCAAUAAGGAGAAAUGUAGGGUUCUGUACUAAGGCAGGAGUAAUCAGCUGCACAAAUAUAAAAUGGGGGGCACCUAAGCUUACUAGUAGCACAUGUGAUAGCACAGGAUCUAUGGGUCUUAGCAGACCACAAGUUUAACAUAAGUCAACAGUGUGAUGCAGCAGGAAAAAAAGCUAAUGAUAUUCUAGACUGCAUCAAUAAAAGUAUAGUGUCCAAAUCGAGGGAAGUAAUAAAAGGUAAAGGGACCCCUGACCAUUACGUCCAGUCAUGGACGACUCUGGGGUUGCAGCGCUCAUCUCGCUUUAUUGGCCGAGGGAGCCGGCGUACAGCUUCCGGGUCAUGUGGCCAGCAUAACUAAGCUGCUUCUGGCGAACCAGAGCAGCGCACGGAAAUGCCGUUUACCUUCCCACCGGAGCAGUACCUUUUUAUCUACUUGCACUUUGAUGUGCUUCCGAACUGCUAGGUUGGCAGGAGCAGGAACCAAGCAAUGGGAUCUCACCCCGUUAUGGGGAUUCGAAUCACGACCUUCUGAUCAGCAAGCCCUAGGUACUGUGGUUUAACCCACAGUGCCACCCACGUCCCUAAGGGAAGUAAUAGUCCUGCUCUAUUCUGCCUUAGUCAGACCACACUUGGAAUACUGUGUCCAGUUCUGAGCACCACAGUUUAAGAAGGAUAUUGACUGUCUGGAACAUGUGCAGAGGACGGCAACCAAGAUGAUCAAGGGUAUGGAAACCAACUGAAGGAGCUGGGUAUGUUUAGACUGGAAAAGAGGAGACUGACAGGAGAUACGAUAGCCAUCUUCAAAUAUCUUAAGGGCUGCCACAUGGAAGAUGAAGCAAGCUUGUUUUCUCCUGCUCUGGAGGAUAGGACUCGAAACAGUGGAUUCAAGUUACAGGAAAGGAGAUUCCCACUAAAAAUCAGGAAGAACUUUCUGACAGUAAGAGCUGUUGGAUAGUGGAACAGACUCCCUCAGAAGCUUGUGGACUCUCCUUCCUUGGAGGUUUUUAAGCAGAUCCAACCUCUGCUUAAAAACCUCCAGUGGUUCUCGGCUCAAGUGAUGGGGCUAGGCAAGGAGACACAGACAUUCUUGUGGGUGGACUGGGUCUACUUGCAUCCUUGCAUAUUUCUGAUGGGGAUCAUCCCAUCUUGCAAGCUGAAAUGCUUGCACUGACAGAUCAAUUGCCAUUGCACUACAUUAAACUUCUCCCAAUGGGUUCUGCUUCCAACUAAAUACGGCUAUGGGAUGUUUUAUAAGUAUUAAUGUGAGCUUUACAUGUAUUUUAUCACUUAUUGCUAUCAUAUGCUUUGUUUCAUGGUCAGUGCAAUUAAAUAAAAAUAAAGUGUAAAUUAAUUUUGACUUUGCUUUGCUGAAGUUCAUAGUACUACUUUCAUAGCCUUUUGCCUUACUGUGUUGUCCUUGGUGCUGAAAUUGCUUUUGCAUCUAAACAGCAAAUUGUAUUUAUAGGGCUAUAGAAUGUGAGAUAAAUCUAGCUGGUCAAAGAGAUUGGAAAGGAAGGUGGAGGUUACAUAAUUUUUUAAAAAUUGAUUAUGACUACUAGGCUUCGAUUCCAAGCCUUGUGUAUUUUUGGACUGUUUGCAGAUCUGUAUAUAAAGCUACUUCUGUUUUGACAUAUGACCUUGCUUGUAUAGAUUGUGGAUCAGAUUUUUUUUCUCAUUUAGUGCAACAGCAACUAAUUAUGAGAAUGACAAUGUGUCUUUCAUUAUUUUAAAGCAGUCACUGAAUUACACACACAAAAAAGGUUUAAAUUAAAGUGAACUUUACUAAGGCAAUUUUGCUGUGAAAGUGAUACAUUCAAUGUGGAAGUGAGACAGAAUUUCUCUUUUCUCCUUUCAUGAUAUGAACACAGUUUUCUAAGACUGGCAUUUCUUUCUUUCUUUUCUUUUCUGUUUUUUAACCUUUCAUGCUAAUGUGGACUGGAUGGUAGACCAAUGAUUUUUUUUCCUAUGGAACUGUUUUGACAUUCUUAGUAUUUUUGUAAAUAUCAAAGAAAGGACAAAAACUGCAAUUUUAUUGCAUUAAUAUUAAUAAUAAUUUAUCUGCCAGGAAAACAUUUAAAUAUCACUUGACAUUUACAGAGAAAGAUUAAUGUUUAAUUUGCCACAAACCCUGAAAUACAUUGAAAUAAAAGAAACUGCUUCUGUAUUUGGUAAAAGGAAAUAACAGAAAAAAGCUAGUCACUUGAAAAUAGUCUAAUCAUAAGGGAGGACCAAAAUAUAUUUCAAAAUGUCAGUAUUUUAAAAGUAUAUGGGUGGAAUGGAGGGAAAGAGGAUCUCACUAAUGUGAUAAGCAUUUAGAAAUAAUGAAAAAUAUCACAUAAGAAGAGCAAAGGGGAUACAACUAAGGAAAUAAAUUGUAAAUAUCAUCUAUUAUGUAAAGAAACCAGCCAAAUGUGACUAUUCCAAUGCCAUAUGAUAUUUUAAACUACAAUGCAAUAUAUCAAGCAUCCAAACAAAUUUAGCAACACCAGCAAGAAAAUAUUCCAUUAUAAAUUCCUGGAACAGAGACUAGGGUGCGGAUAAAAAGAAGGGUCCCUUAUGCAUCUGUUAUUUAGUCUGUGCUACUACACUCCACCCCUAGGUCACCUCAUCAAAUCCCAUGGCUCUCUGUACCACCUGAUACUUGGUAUGCCCAGAACUUUAGUCUAAUCCAGUUCAGUAUCUCUAGCUGCCUAUUGGAUAAUUUUCCUUAGAUAUUUCAUCACUUUGUCAAGUUCACUAUGUUCAGCAAUGAAAUACUUAUCUUUUCUCCCAAGCCUCCCUUCUCUUUAUACUCUGUGUAUCAAUUAAUAUCAUGACCCACUCUGCUAAACAUGCACAAAGCCUUGGCUUUGCCCACAGUUCCUUUCUCUUCUUUGUUCGUUAUAUUCAUAUAGUCAUGUCACAUCUUCCUUUUCAACACUGCAAAAAUACAGCCUCAUGCACAUGUCAUCUUUCACAUUGACUAGUGUCCUUCUGCUUUCUUCAGAGGAAGCUUGUCAGAUGGUUAAUGGGUGCCCCCAUGUCCUGUGCACACCCAGCCAAGGAAGGCAAAUGGCAGAUAGUUAAUUCUUUCUUGACAAAAACAUACACACCUAUACAGCAGCUUCUAAGGUCUACCACAUGCAAGCACAAUUUUAACUUCUAUGUAGCUGUUUUCCGGGACACAGGUGGCACUGUGGGUUAAACUACAGAGCCUAGGACUUGCCAAUCAGAAGGUUGGCGGUUCAAAUCCCCAUAACGGGGUGAGCUCCCGUUGCUCGGUCCCUGCUCCUGCCAACCUAGCAGUUCAAAAGCACAUCAAAGUGCAAGUAGAUAAAUAGGUACCGCUCCGGCAGGAAGGUAAACGGCAUUUCCGUGCGCUGCUCUGGUUCGCCAGAAGCAGCUUAGUCAUGCUGGCCACAUGACCCGGAAGCUGUACGCCGGCUCCCUUGGCCAAUAAAGCGAGAUGAGCGCCGCAACCCCAGAGUCGGUCACGACUGGACCUAAUGGUCAGGGGUCCCUUUACCUUUUAGCUGUUUUCCAGGUUUGUGUCUGCUAAAGCAGUUUUAAAAGCAACAGUGGGUCCCUGCCCCAGGCUUCUGUACCCUUGUCUGAUGGAGUGCACACAUGCAACCUGAGACUUCUGCACAGAAAUCAUUGUUGUGCCUCCCUCUUCAAGCCCCUCCUGGUUCUAAGAAAUAACUGUCACGAUCCAUUCCAGAUAAGGAAGACACACGUCUGAUAGUUAACUCUUUAUUAGCAAGAGAAACACUGCAGCUUCCAUGGUGCUCUGGAUACACACACUCACACGCUUCUAGCCUGAAUGCAGCUGUCCACAGGUCUGGGCCCUAUGAAGCAGUUGCAGCAACAGUGUGGCACCACCUCCCCUCCUCUGGCUUAUAUACCCUUCUCUGACAGGUUGCGUGUCCACAACCUGAGACUUAUCCUGCAUUGAAGUCAUCCAUCCUCUUCCCUUUUCCAGUCCUUCCUGUUUCUAGGAGACAGUGGGGUGAGCGAAAAUCUACUGACCCUCGCCUGAACCAUCCCUUCUUCCUCUGCCACAUUCUAUGUGUCUUCCUCUGCCUCAGACUGCCCUGAUUCUCUCUCCUUCCCCAGGCUCUUGUCUUGUGGGUUGUGUGACACUCCAUAAAUCACUGGUCCCUUCUCCUGGGUCACUCCCCUGGUUGCCUGCCUCCACCACACUCUCUUUAGAACCCUGCCAGUCCCUGACAACAGUGGGGCCAGAUACAGUUGAGAUUUGACUGGCCUGCCCCCCACCUGGACAGCCUCUUCCUCUGCUUCCAACCCACCCUGUGCCCCUAGCUCCAUCUUUGACUGCUUGACCUUUCCCCUCCCCUGUCCCCUUCCCCAAGGGCAUGAAAUGGGAAAGGAAUGGUGGGAGGCCUGUUGAAUGUCAGGGAUGAGGGGAUAGUCCUACUCCUGCUUUGAUGGUUGGGGUGAAUGAGCAGUAGAGCUAAAUCAGGGACCAAAAAGACGAAUGAACUGGCAGCUGCUUUGCUUUCCUUGGUUGCUGCAGCCACCAUUCUGUGGAUCCAUCCUUUCACAUGUUUAAGGAUCUGUAAGGAUCAUGGGCAGUGGGAACAGGGCUCCAGGAGGCAGUUGAUGGUUUGGAGAGAUGGCAGAGAGAAUGGGCUACCCCAUUUGUAUAAAAGUCAGGGAACCACAUUCUUUUUUAAAAGUACCUCAUUUAUAAUUCUCAUCAAACAGUAAGAACAAUAGGAGUGUAAGAUAAAAACCAAGGGCCUUCAGCCACUUUCUCCAAAGGCCUGUGAAAACAGAUAAAUUUUAACUUGACAGAAUCCCCAAAUUAUAGUUGCGCCCUAUACCUUCUGGCUGGGUGCCACAAUUUUAUUCAUUUAUUUAUAUAACAAAUAUACUGCCUAUAGUGAAAAUCUUAAAACAGUUUCAUGUAAAUUGCUUGAUCACACAAUUGCAGCAUUUGGAACAACUGGUCCCCUUUUUCAGCAACUUAGAUGCAUGUUCGUUGAAUAUUUAUUAAUGUUUUCCCUCCCUUUUGUAGGAGUGUUGGUGGUGAAGCAGUUAGGCUUUUACUGGGAAAGCAAUACUUUGUAGGACCCCAGAGGGGGAAACAAAGUGGGAUAGAAGCUUUUAGAUGUUUAGCUAGAUCUAUGACUUCCAAGAUUUUGUCUCCAUUACAGACUUGGCUGUACUUGGUUCAUAAGAAUGUUUUGUGACUUAAGAGCAACAGAAAGCUCCAAAUAUACUCUAUGCACCUCAAGAGAGCAUGGUGAUAAUGGUGACAGUAUCUGCAUCCCCAUAGGGGACAACUCCAUCUACUUACGUACACCAAGAAUAGGUGUUUUGUUUUGUUUUUUACAGAUGCUUUCUGAAUAGUGGUGUAUAUGGUGAAUAUGAUUUUUUUAAAAAGUUUUAUUCCUUUUCGUAAUUUUGUUGUCUGAAAAAAUGGAUUUGACUGCUUCCCAUCACUGUAUUUAUCUUUUUUCAUGAGUAAAAAAAUGAAAUGUGUCACAUGGUUCUCUGGGAAAAUAUUUUUAAAGACUUUUUUUGAGAAGUUUCCGCUUUCACUUAGAAUAUAAUCUAUAUAAUUGCUUCAUUUUAUCAUCUCAGUUUUGUUAUCUUUUCAGUAGCAUUCAGCUGAUGGCCCAUUCUAGAAUGAACAUUAAAGUUCAAUGCUUUUUUAAAAAGUUUAUUUGAAAACAUAGAUUAAUUCUGCUUGGCUAUCUUGAGCACAAUUUCAGACUCCGAGCUCUGUAAAUGAUGUAUGUAUUAUGCAAUUCUGCACAUUUGUUCCCAGGUUGUUUUUAUUUAAGGGUUUUGUAUAGAUUGAAAUGCAGCUGCAAGUGUAUUAAUGAUUUUCUAUUGCCAUCUUGUCCAGAUUUUUAUUGUUCAGAUGAAAAAUAGUAUUUUGAGGCCUGGCAAUGUAUUGACAAAAACAGAGGAGUACUUUAUAUAUUUCUUUUGAAAAACUACUCAAAAUUGCCUUGGCUAAUUCUAUUCACGUGUAUUUUAAAGAAUGGAUUAACUGUGAGCUUUCAGUUAAGGUUUAAUUCUUUUUUCUUCUGUUCACCAUGGUGCUCACUUUUCUCUAUUUAGUCAAACCAGAAUUAUAUUCCUGCAAGCAAGGCACACAAUAGCCAAAUGUUCUAGGUGCAAAAGAGGGCAUCUGACCUUUUGUUACUAAGCUUUGACAGGUGCAACCUAUUUUCGUCCAAAUGGUGUUAAUUUGCGUGUGCAAAUUCAUCCCCUGAAAUCUGUAUUCUGUAUAGCAACCACAGGGGAAUUGAUCAUAAUCAUGAAUAGUGUAAUGGACAGCUGAGAGAGAUAAUUACUGAUAUUUCAACACAUUCAUGCCUGCAAGUUGGAUUUUUGAGUACACUCCUGUUUUCAUUGCUUGUUAGGGAAGCUGAAGUUAGUUAUUCAUUGCUGGACAAAAAAAGGUGUCUGCAAAAGUUCAUGUGCAAGGAAUAGCACAUUGUUACAAAUUAGUUUCCUUUACCAUUUCUGGCAAACUCAUUACAAAGUAAUCGUGACCUGUGUUGAAGUGCACUUCCUCUGGGACCAAUAACUGUAAAUAAGCAGGGCUGCAAGCUGGCUGAUAAGUUGUUGUUCUGAAGAUAACAGUCCUUUUUAGCAGUGUGUUUGACCUUUUUCCUUUAUAUUGCCUGAGGCUUGUCAAAGACCCUCAAGGUCUAUUUUUCAUCUUAAAAUUCUCUGUAGAAAAGCACAAUGUGUGGUUUAAGAAGAUUUUAGGAUUGCUUAACAUAUCUGUGUUUUCUUGCAUUUUUAUAAUAAUUGUUGGCAUACUUAAAAACUCCAGCUAGCAUUUACUGGAACAGGAUUUCUUUUGUCCUGAAAUGCAGCCUUUCUUAUUGAUCUAGGAUGCACCAUGUUUUAGUAUUUGAUGAAGAGUUAAGUUCAUAUUGUAGGUUAAAUAAAGUGGUAGUAAUCAUGUGUGUGUGUGUAUUCCUAGUGACAUUCAUCCUUAGAAUUAGUUUACAGUGUUUGUAUUUUAAAUAUGUUACAGAACAUUAUUCUGAGGAAGUUGUUCUUUGUGAAUUCCAAUGUGAACUGACCUGAUCCACACCUCAGAGACUAAUGUGCAAAUCAGAGUGCAGUUAUCCCUCAUAUUUCACAUUUUCCUGAAUUUUGUAGUGCAGUUAUUGACUCAAAAAAGUACCAAAAUGCAUAUGAAAUGCAUAUUAUAUGAUAAAAUGCAUCUAGAAAUGUAAGAAAUGUUCAUAAAUAUUUAUUUAGACACAGACCUGUAUGCAGUUAGGAGUAAAGUUGAACUUAGUCCUAAGUAAACAUGCAUAAAAUAGUACUAUAAAUUAUUAACCUCUUAUUGCAGAACAGAUUGAUAUUCUUUUUUUACAAAAAAAUUCUCCUCGAUACAAUAGACAUAUGGAAUAAAAUAUUAAUCUUUUAAUACAUAUAUGUUGUUGUUGUUUAGUCGUUUAGUCGUGUCUGACUCUUCAUGACCCCAUGGAGCAGAGCACGCCAGGCACUCCUGUCUUCCACUGCCUCCCGCAGUUUGGUCAAACAAUACAUAUAUAGUUUCUGUUUAAUAGUUUUUAAUGCUUUUCAGUAAAAAUAACUAUUUUAUUCUGUUCAGGGUACCAUUAUUUUUUUUACAAUUCUUUUAAAAUUAAAAGAUGAAAAUUAAAACCUAGUUUUAAAAAUCCCACUAUAUGCUAAACAAGAUUUUAUUUAAAAACUACUUUCUAACUUUAUAUCAUAAGCUUAGUAUAGGUAUUCGUGAUCCUUUCAGUUAAUUAAUCUACAGUUAUUGGCCACUCUAUUUCUGCCACCAGCAGAAUGAUUCUUUAUUACGGGUGAUGUUUAUGGGCACAGCCAAGGUGGGACAGGGGGCAAUCAAGUAAAACAACGAACAAACUUUACUGAGGUUCUGCCCCCCAACGUAAAGCCUGCCCCCCCCCAACAUAAAUCCUGGCUAUGCCCAUGACAAUGUGCUGAACUUUGUCAUUACUUUUCUUUUGAAUAUGAAUUUACCUAACAGAAUGCUCAGAUGUACUAAAAAUUAAAUGUCAUUUCCUGCAAAAGUAGUUGCGUGGACAAGCGGAGUCCCCAGAUCCUGAGCGGUCCCCCCCCCCGUCAUGUGAAAUAACGACUCAAGAUAAUGUGCUAUGACAUGGCCAGGAGGUGCUCCCCUGUAUACAAUGAAUAAACUCAUCUGCCCUCACUUAUUCAUUGGCUCUUGAUUUGCUGAUCUUAUAUUUCAAUAAAUAUAACCAUUCUGCCAAUAUGUUGGCUCUAGAGGCUUCUUCAGGAAUGUGUGGGCUGUCCUGAGUAAGGCAUUGUGAACAUUGUUAUACUGUAAACAGCUCAUCUGGAAAGACAAAUACACUUUAUUUUAUUUUUUAGAAAUGAAACAGCCAACAGUUGUGGAUUAGAAUUUGCCAUACAACUUUACUGAGUCUUUUGGUAGAAUAUUUCUCUAAGAGAGGUAUCACUGAUCAAAGGGCUUUUCUGGAAUGUGUUAACAUAGCAUUCUGUUUUCUAAUAUUUUUUUAGGUAACCUUGGACGUGUGGACUAUAUUACUGAAUUUGAGUAUGACCUGUUUAUCAGACCAGAUACAUGUAAUCCCCGUUUUCGAGUCUGGUUCAAUUUCACAGUUGAAAAUGUGAAAGAAUCUCAGGUAAGUGCAAUUUAAAUGAGAAUGAAGUAAACUUUUGCUUGACAACUAGAAAUGUUCUGAAUAUUUAGAUAGCUGUUAUUUUCUGGCUGUUCUGUAGCUGAAUUAGAGAUGGCCUGUACUAAAUUGUUGCUAUUUAGACAUGUUAAUUUGACAAGAAACUUGUUUCCUAGGUGGUAAAACGUGUCUCUCUCAUAUAUGCUGGGCUGAGUAAGAUAUUUGGCUAAAAGAUACCUUAAACUGGGGCUGAAGAUCUCAUGCUAUGGUUACUGCUAAUCUGUCACUCCUAGCUGCUUGCCUCAAACCAGUGUACCAGCUGUCUAGGAGAUAAGUUAACUGAUCUACUUUUAAACCAGUUUUUCCUAUUUAUACUUCUGUCUGUUGGUAACUAGCUUGUUGUACUCCAAUACACAUUAUAAUGGGAUGUAGGAGGCAUUCUCAGCUUCCUUUUAUGGUUCACUUCUUAUCUCUGCCUUGGUUGUCCCUUAACGAACAGAUAUGUGCAUUCACAAACAGCCAAAGUACAUGGGUUGUAUUCAGCUCCUUUGUGGGCAUGUUUGUGCUUGGCUCCAAGAGAGUUUUCGUUUUGCUAUGUUUAAGAUUUAAGACACCAUUUUAGCAGAGCACCUAGUUGAGCACUUUGCCAUUUCUUAUUGAGCACAGAUGAAAUGUCAUCUUGGUAAAAAAUUCCAGUAACAUUUUUAGAAAGGAACUAUAAACAAUCCACAUAUGGAUGCCUUUGUGAACUUUUUCUGUAAUGUUUUCUUUUUGUACAGUUACUGGGUUUUAAAAACACACAUAAUAUUUUAAUAGAAAGACACCAUUUUCCUUACGCUUCCAAGAAGCAUAAGACUAUCCUAGCACAAAUUCUUAUGAAAGAUCAAUUGCAUGUCGACAACCUUGCCUUCAUGCUCAUCUAGUAGCUGUAUGUUAUAGAAAGUGUGUCUGUGGAUAGUGGUGGAGGCAGAUCAUAGGGCACAUGAGUUAAGGUUAAGAAAUGUCUCCUUGGACUGCACAAGAGCCAAUGGACAACUAAUUGUAAGGGGUGAAAAUGGGAGAAAGAUGUUUGAUUAGAGAACAAGAGCAACACAGUGUAAUAGUAUAAAUAAAACCCAGGAAAAUGUGACAGAUCUUAAAUAUUGUCUGUCUGCUUGGCAUGUAGAGGUCCUUCAGUUGGGAAAAAUUCCUCCCCGGCCCUGAAUUCAUCAACCAUAAAACCAUAGCAAAGUCAAGCAAAGCACAACACAAGUAAAAGGGGCGCCAACCAUGAGAUAAGGGAGGGUGGAUGGAAGAUCCUAAAAGCCCAUUGCAGUCCCUAGCAAAGGUCAGGGCAGUUUUUAUGCCCAGGGAGCAGACCUGAAUGAAGUCUUCUAAGAGUCUUUGUCAGACCCGCCCCCCAGGCUCAACCCCUUCACCCACCUGUGAUUGGCCAGUUGUGCCCAGUGGACAAAUUUGAAUCCAAUAGCUGGUGGGAGAGGUUGUUGCUUCUCCCGUCAGCUGUUGGAGCCUGGGACUGAAGAGCCUGGGACCACUGGAUGGCAGUGGGGCUGUGCCAGGCCAUAUAUACCACUUUACCUUCAAGCAGGUGAGUGGAUGUUGUCCAGAUUUAACCCAGUGAUACUACUUUGCUUUUAUUCCACAGUUCUUUCCUUAAUGUACAUUUUGUCAGUACUAAUAUGGCCCAGCUGUUCACAAUAUGUAGGUCUGUAUACAUGUAUGUCUGUGCAUGAUUUUGUAUCAUUAUGUCUCGCCUGAAAAAAUCCCAUAACUAAAAUAACAUUUUAAUGGAAGAAUUAUUCAAUAAUAAUUCCUCUUUUAUAUGACUAUUCUAUGUUACAAGGAAAAAACCAUGAAAUGUGUUAUCAAAAUUUGUGGCGCUGCAUAGAUGAUUGGUCCCAUUCCCCUGUUUUGUUCCUUAGUCAACAAUGAUGAGAUUGUAAAGCCAUGAGAUGAUUGAGUACCUGUCUCAAUGAGCACCAAGAUCUCAUGUAGAGAUACAAUAUAUAUCUAGAGUUCACAGGAUAUUUGUUUUCAUGGUUGUAUACAUGAAAAAGAAUGGGUUUACUAUUAACUUUGACUUGUGAGGUCUGUUUUUAUAAUAUGUCUUCCUGCAAUCUGCUUUUUUUAUCUCUCAAAUUUCCGUUAAAAUGAGUCCUACAUGAAUAUAAUGAAAUCUUAAGCAUCUCUCAGACUGGGCACCACCAGACACUGCAACCUUAGUGUAUUAAAUAAAUGCUACAAAUUGUUGUAUCAAAUGUAUGUGGUGUGUUUUUUAUUAACUAUAUUGUGUCAUAUAAGAAACAUAUUGUAAAAGUCUCUUUGUUGUAUUCUGAACAGGUUGUAAAAUCAUUUUAAGUGAUUUAUUUAAGAUUAUAAAAUAUAAUUGCACCUUCUUCAUAACCCCUCCUUAAUGGCAUUAGAGCUGCAGUCCAGUUCAUAGUUAAGCAUGUUUAUAUGUCAUUAUUUCAGUGUAGUAGGUCUUGAUUAACUUGAUAUAACAUACUUACGAUAAGCUUACUUAUUGAUGUUACAUUUAUUAUUGUUAUUGAUGUGGCACAGAAAAUGUAAAGAAAGCAAACUAUGUUUUCAAUAUCAUUAAUCCACCUGUGAUACCCGUAUACAAUUGUAUGGCCUGCUACAGUGAUUUGAUGAGAUUCUAUCAUGAAGAGUUUGCAGUCCUUUGACAAGGAUAGCUUUGCAUAGAUUUUUGUUUGUUGCAAAGGGCUGAACUCCGCAAGAUCCCUUUACAACUCCAAGUCUAUAAUUGUUUAAUUGCAAAAUUAAACCUACAAAGCGAUUACUUAAAAGAAAAACUUUUUCACAAAUAUACUGCCCUGGGUUUUAACAUAAGGAAGUUUCCUGCCCCCUCCUCCCCUCUGCAUCUAUUUGUGCCCUUGAAACAGCUGAUAAACAAAGGUCUCUGUGCCUAAACUGACUUUUAAAGUUAUUCCUGGUGUGGCUAGAGAAAAGCUUUUCUCCCUUUCCCACAACAGUAGAACAUGUGGACAUCCAGUGAAGCAGAAUGUUAGAAGACCUGAGACGGUCAAUCCAGAGCAUCAUCUACUCUGAUUGCCCAUCACCAGCAUGUGUCCUGACAGAUUCACCUAGAUUUGUUUGCUUUGUUUUCUUACCAAAAAUUUAAGCUGUUUCAAGCUGAAAUUGAAAAGUGUUUGGGAAUAGUUUCUGUAUAUUACAUUCCCAUGUUAUGAAAAACUAUCCUUUUAUUACGUCUCAACACUGGAGGAUGGACAAACAAACAAACGAAUGAAUGAAUGAAUGUGAUUAGUGUUCAUUAUGAGCAGUUUUGUCCCUUGUAACCUUCUAUUCCUGAAUUGAUAAAUGUUGUAUAUGAUUGCAUUAUUUGUUUGCUACUCUGUGUGAAAUGUAAAUUAAAUGCAGAAUGAAGCAGUGAUAUCUAAGAGUUUUAGACAUGCCUCAUAUUUUAUAUAGAAAUAUCAGUUCCAUACAUACACCAUUGUUCUAAAAUGCGUAACUUUGCAGUUGUGGAAACUUUUGCAGGUUAAUAAUCUUCCAAGUAGGAUUCUUUCAAGUAGAGACAUUUCUUUUGAAUCAUUACAAUGUAAUGCACAGUAAGCAUUUUAUGUAAUGCUUCCUUAACAUGUUCCAGCUUUUAGAAUAUAAUUAAUAUGGAUUGACAUAGACAAAAUUGUGUUAAAUUUAUACACUUAAUUUCUAAUGUCUAUGAAACCAUCUUAGUUGCCAAUUUUUUGAAAUUACAGCAAGCAUAUUCAUACUUUUGAUUGUUACACUGAUGUUUCUUGAGUAGAAUCUAAAUAGCCAGGUGUGUUUACUUACUUAAUAUGAUGACAUCUGUCAAUCAGAAUGUCAAUAUUCUGAAUAGUACAAACAAGAAGGAUGCUUUGUUGUAAUUAUCAUGAUAUUAGUGAUGUGACACAUUUAGUUUUGCUUCUAUUUAGGAACUUAUUUGUAGCAUGCUUUUCAAGUCACACUUGUUUUUGGCAACUGGCAGACCUUAGGACAAAUCCAGCAUACAGAAAAUACUGCUGCAAUAUCCCACUUUAAGCAUUCACAAUUUCUCUUUCUCUUUUCUUACUACUUCUCUCAUAUUCUUCUUUCUAGGGGUUUGGUACCACCUACGGUAUAUAUGAGUUUUAGAGUCUUAAUAAUGGCUAAAGUUUUCUGAAGCAUUGACCUUAACUAUGGUUAAUUCUAACCAGGCUUCAUUAUUAUUCAGAGUUUGAAAUCAUGUUUGAAGAAUAGAGAGUGGGAGUAUGUAGCUAUUACCUGUAAGUGCCUUACAUUCACUUUGGAUCA